Molecule: messenger RNA, 1833 nt
Organism: Gossypium raimondii (Peruvian cotton)
Lineage: Eukaryota; Viridiplantae; Streptophyta; Magnoliopsida; Malvales; Malvaceae
Product: protein NUCLEAR FUSION DEFECTIVE 4
Exons: 2
Coding region: 35-1624 (529 amino acids)
Cellular component (GO): membrane
Source: RefSeq, a predicted model, not a curated record
UUCUAUAUGCCCCCCCCCCCCCCCACACGAUCAAAUGGAGAGUUUACUGAACACUAAAUGGGUAUCCACAGCGGCGAGUAUAUGGAUCCAGUGCACCAGCGGUGCGUCGUACACAUUCGGCAUCUACUCUUCCGUUCUCAAAUCAUCCCAAUCCUACGACCAAUCAACUCUAGACACCGUUUCCGUCUUCAAAGACAUUGGCGCCAACGUCGGCGUCCUCUCUGGCCUCCUCUACUCCACCGUCACCACCAGUAGCCGCCGUAGCGGUGUCAAUAGUAGCCCCUGGGUGGUUCAUGUGGCUGGGGCCAUACAGUGCUUUGUUGGGUAUUUCCUCAUGUGGGCGUCGGUGGUGGGGUUGAUCAGCCGGCCGCCGGUGCCUUUGAUGUGCUUGUUCAUGCUAGUGGCAGCUCACGCGCAAACGUUUUUCAAUACGGCCAACGUGGUAAGCGGUGUCGAAAAUUUUCGGGACUUCGGUGGGACCAUCGUUGGGAUAAUGAAGGGUUUUCUUGGUUUGAGUGGAGCAAUACUAAUUCAAGUGUAUAACGCCUUAUGUCAGGGUGAUCCAACCACUUUCAUUUUGAUCCUUGCCAUCGUACCCACUCUUGUCUCCCUUACCCUUAUGCCUUGUGUCAAAAUAUAUAAAACCACCACAUUUGACGACAAGAAUCACUUGAAUGCCUUCUCUGCCAUCGCAUUGAUUGUUGCUGCUUAUCUUAUGGUCGUUAUAAUAUUGGAAAACAUCUUCUCAUUUCCAGUAUGGGGUCGAACCAUUACUUUCAUAAUUCUACUGGUUUUACUUGCUUCACCUAUUGGAAUUGCAGCCAAAGCUUUAAAGGAAGAAAAAGACCCUUUGGAGGGCUACCACCAGAUACCUGGUGAACCAUACCAAACCACGGUGGGUUCUUCAUCUGGUGUCGAUUUAUUUCGAGACGAUGAAGACGACGAAAAAGACAUGAACCUAUUCCAAGCAAUGGUUACAGUAAACUUUUGGUUGUUGUUCAUUGCUAUGAUAUGUGGGUUGGGUUCAGGUUUAGCCACAAUAAACAACAUUAGUCAAAUAGGCGAAUCUUUAGGCUACACAACAAUGGAGAGAAGUUCAUUGGUUGCUUUAUGGAGCAUAUGGAACUUCCUCGGUCGGUUCGGGGGAGGGUUUAUAUCAGACAUAUUCCUACACAAAGGUUGGGCGAGGCCAUUGUUCAUUGUCAUUACACUUGCAACAUUGACAUUCGGUCACUUGAUUGUGGCUUCAGGUUUCCCUGGGAAUUUAUACAUUGGGUCAAUCGUGGUGGGUAUAUGUUAUGGUUCACAGUGGUCAUUGAUGCCAGCCAUUACUUCUGAGAUAUUUGGGGUUCGACAUAUGGGUACCAUUUUCAACGCCGUUGCCAUUGCUAGCCCUGUUGGAUCUUACGUUUUCUCAGUGAGAAUCAUUGGGUAUCUAUAUGAUAAGGUGGCGGAGGGUGAAGGCAAUUCUUGCUAUGGAACUAAGUGUUUCAUGUUGUCGUUUAUCAUCAUGGCAUCGGUUGCUUUCUUUGGGUUCCUGGUUGCUUUGGCAUUGUUCUUCCGGACAAGGUGGUUUUAUGGUCAGCUCGUGGUUAGAAGAUUAAGGCGUUUAUCAAUAUCUUGAGAAGUAAUCCAUUUUUAUUUAAAUAAAAAAAAGAUUUGAUAUGAGAGUUUGUAAAAAUUAGAACUUGAGUUUUCUCUGGAGAUUUCAUAGGACAAAAGUAGACUAGUUCACUUUCAUUUGUCAGUGCUAUGGUUGGAUUUUGAAAAAAUUUGAAGCUUCACAGUUUGUUCGAAAAAUUCAUUUUAGUUAAAGGUGAAUUACUUGUCUAA